AUGCAGUAUGCCUGCGAGUUGGGAAAUACUGAUUGUGUUGCCGUGCUUCUUCGAUACCUCGAGCCACCCCAAAAGGAAAACAUUCAUUUACAAUGGGCAUCCAUAACAGGCCAGUCACAAGUGCUUUCCGUGCUGCUUGAGUGCCCAGACAUUGCCUGUAACAUCAAUAGAAAGGGUGAGAAUGGCAAAACACCUCUAUACACGGCUGCCUGUGGGCGGCACAUGGCCUCUGUUCGCGUAUUGCUUGAUCAUGGCGCCGACGCGCAUCUGACAUCGGAAUAUGCACGCAAAUCAGUCGGAAGGAUCAAGUCGCCUCCCAAUAAUCGAGGCCUGACCCCACUACAAGGCUGGGCAGAUAUUGAGAAGUUAGGCACCCAGCAUGACAAUGAGGAGGUAGAGGGCUGUCUAGAGCUUCUGGUCAAUGCUGGUUGUGACGUCAACGUGAGAAACCAUGCAGGCGAGACGCCGUUGUUUGCAUGGAGCCAACAAUUUCUUGCGGGGGCUCAGAGUUUGGAAAAGAAAUUGCAUUUUGUGACAAUGCUUCUCAAAUAUGGAGCCGAUCCCUGUGCCAGGGAUAAGAAUGGUCGCACUGCGCUACAUCAAAUCCGAAGUUAUGACGACUGCGAACAAGUCAUCAGCGUGCUUGUACAAGCUGGCGCGGAUAUCAACGCUGCAGAUGAUGAUGGAGAGACGCCCCUUAUCUCUGUAGCCAAAGCGCAACGUCUUGACGUCGGCUUACUCAUUCGGAAUGGCGCAGAUCCUAAUAUACAAGACCUGGAUGGAAACACGGCACUACAUCACAUUUGCUCCUCGUGGUUACCAGAUUAUAAACAUUUACAGGAAUGGCUGACUUUCGCCGACCCAACGAUCAAGAACAACGCUGGAAAUACCUGCAUCUAUAAUCUGCGGUACGGGAAUGGUGGUCAGGGGAGAUUGGAUUCAAUUUUGCUUUUCAUAGAGAAGGGCUUGGAUUUAGAGUCUCGGAAUGAUCAAGGGAGGACAGUGCUCCACGCUGCUGUGCAGCAUGGGCAAUUCGAGCUUGUCCAGACGCUGCUCAGAUUUGGAGCGAAGGUCGAUGCGACAGACUAUCAGAAGAAAUCAGUUCUCCAUAUCGCUGCAGAACACGGAUACACAAUGGACAUUUUCCCAUGUCUCGUGGAUGCAGGGGCAAAUGUUAACGCCGUUGACUGUGACGGUAAUGCCCCUUUUCACGAUGCAUGCUUGAGUAAGAUACGGACGGGGGCCGUUCAUCUAGGCGCCAUUGUUAAGGCAGGUGGAGUGGCAGGUGAAAUCAACAAUCAUGGUCGCACGGCUUUACAUAUGGCCGUCUGCCUCGAGCCAAUCGAUCGAUAUGACACAACUAUCGAAAAAGUUGGCUUUCUCUUGCAGCAGGAACACGCGAUUGAUUUCCAUUCUCGGGAUCUGAAGGGUGUCAUGGCUAUUCAUCUUGCUGCUUCGGUAUCCGCAUCUACUACAUGGCAUCUAACAAGUAUUGGAGCCGAUAUACAAGCUCGAACUUUCGACGGCCGCACACCCCUCCAUUAUGCCUCUGCGGCUUCCGAAAGCAACACAGUUGGCCUCAUUUGCGAUAUCUACCGUGAGAAUGGCUGGUCUGUAGACAUAAGGGAUAGAAUGGGCCGUACGCCUUUACAGGAGGCGGCUCGUUCUGGUGACUUGGAGUGUGUUCAAUUUCUGUUACAAGCUGGGGCAAAUCCAAAUUCAAGGGACAAUCGAGGCCUGACGCCACUCCAUGCCACGGCAGAGUACUGUCCGUCAAAGCAGGGGUCUGGUCUUAAAAGCCAGAUAACGUUGUCAUCAGACAUUCCUCCUGCAAUGAGCAAUUUGGCUUCCCUAUACACGAAUUCAGAGGACGCCAUCCAGAGCCUAAGGGUCGGGCAAAAUCAUAGCAUCACACUUGAAGAAGAAGCACGUACGUUGCAUGACGUGGUCUUGCUGCUUCUAUCGGCCGGUGCGGACCCUCAAAGCACAAACAGGGAUAACGAGACGCCAUAUGAUAUGGCUAUGGUACUAGGGUGUGAGCCUAUGGUGAAUAUUCUCUCGUCCACUUCAGGUCAUGCGUCAGUUUUGGUAAUUGGCGGACACUCGGGGAUUCUGCUCAUACAACAAUGGCAUUUGGCUAGGACAGAGGGCAUGAAACAGAUCGCCGAGCAUAUAAGUGUGGACAAAACCAAUGCGCACUCUCUUCUCGAAACUGCGGUCAACCUCAGAUCUGAUCAAGCAGUCAAAGCUCUCCUCGAGGCUGGUGUAGAUCCUACCGUUUUGGGCACCGCUGGGCUUACAGCGAUGCAUACAGCUGCCUAUUGGGGCUUGACUACGAUUUUGAAGACAAUGUCACCGUAUGUGGCCGACAUAAACACGCUGUCACCUCCAUUACUCCAUACAGCCGCACUGAGAGUGCAUUCGAAUCUCCAGAUUGUUAACCUGCUAGUUGAUCUUGGCGCACACGUGGAUGCUGUAUACACAGAACCCAAGGGCCCUCAUGGCCUACCGAAUCCAUCAUAUGCGGCUAUUCAUGUCUUCGCAGCUGGGAGAGAAUGGUGGCAUAUACCUGCAUUGCAUUUUCUGCAUAUAGCAGGUGCAGAUCUUGAGGUACCUGAUGGCUCUGGACGAACGCCUCUGCUAUGUGCGUUAAUGGGUAGGAGAAGUGGAGGCAAUGGGAGCGAGGGCUUCUGGAGAGACCACACAUUAGAGGUGCUCCUAGAACAGGGUGUCAAUGUCAACGCCCUGUCAUCGGACGGAGAAACGACUCCUCUUGUCACUGCUCUCGGGUCAGGGAGAAGGUCUAACAUUAUCAAGAAACUCCUCGACCAUGGUGCCAGCAUAUCCCUCGGUAGGACCCCCGCCCUAUGCGCGGCCAUUCGAAGCGGGCACUUGAAUGCUACAAAAGCUAUUCUGGAAGCUGGUGCAGAUCCAAAAGUUCUUUACCGGCCGAAACGUGAGCGAUGGUUAGAGCAGGGCGAGGAAUUUGAGACGCCUUUACUUGCAGCUGCGUCGAAAGGCCGCGAAUUUGAUUCAGAGAGGACACAAACCAAAGACGCCAUCAUUAGCCUCCUGCUCCAAUACGGCGCCGACCCUUUGGUGGAUCUCAGUGGCAGUCAUGGAUGCGUACUUCACACAAUAGCCAGAUAUGCUGGAUACUUCGGGCCACUCCUAAAAGCCAACGUCGACCUCAACAUGCAGGAUCGCCAGGGCCACACGCCCUUAAUGGCAUCUGUCUGCUCAUCUUCAUCCUCCUCACGAGUCAUGACGCUUAGUCUUAGGCGUGGACUUAUAGCUACAGCACGGGAGCUGAUCGAGGCCGGCGUCGACGUGAAUAUAACCGACCACCAAGGCUCAAGUCCUCUUCAUGCUGCCACCGCGUCAGGCUUUACGGAAAUUGUCCCACUCCUUUUAUCGCACGGGGCCUCCGUCUUAACAAGUGACGGUGCGGGUCUCACCGCGCUCUGCUACGCUUUAAGCAAUGGGUACUAUGGUAAGCGACUUCCAGUGGCCAAGGCGCUGCUCUCUGCGGGCGCAGACCCUCUUUUUACCGGCCCGGAAGGUGAAACGGCCCUGCACCUCAUUGCUCCGGUAUUGAUGCUUUCGAGUCCCCCCGACACGGCUGAAGACCCGGUUGACUAUUUCGACGAGUAUACACGACUGUAUCGGCGCUUUGUUGACGCGGGUUGUGAUUGUAAUGCUCGUGACAACGCUGGCAACACCCCAUUGUUCCGCUAUGUGGAACAAGUGAAAGACCGGAGUGAACUCUUCACCGUCGAUGCACCUCGUCUAGCGGACAUUCGGAGUAUGUUCGACCAGCAUGAUGUUUUUGCGAUCAAUAAUGCAGGGGACACGCUACUACAUGCCGUUGCGCGGAGAAGUUACGAUGGUCGGUAUGGCUACUACAACGACGGGGACUCUGAGGGCGAUGCCGUGGUUCUAUUCAAGGAGCUACUUGCCAGGGGGCUCAACCCCAGGCAAGAAAAUCACGCGGGUCUCAGUGCUCUUGACAUUGCGACUACGUAUGCCAAGGAGGGGAUUUUGGAAUUAUUUGAGAGAAAGGAUGAGCAGCCCUAG
Molecule: messenger RNA, 4077 nt
Organism: Aspergillus melleus
Lineage: Eukaryota; Fungi; Ascomycota; Eurotiomycetes; Eurotiales; Aspergillaceae
Product: ankyrin repeat domain-containing protein
Exons: 2
Coding region: 1-4077 (1358 amino acids)
Cellular component (GO): cytoplasm; nucleus
Molecular function (GO): protein binding
Source: RefSeq, a predicted model, not a curated record